Cotesia congregata is the source of this 1344-nucleotide messenger RNA. Lineage: Eukaryota; Metazoa; Arthropoda; Insecta; Hymenoptera; Braconidae. The record is from the annotation of a GenBank genome assembly.
AUGUACAAAUUUAAACCCUUUGCAUUUGAUCAACAUGAAAUAAAAAGAUCAGAAAUAUUGAGAAGCAAAUCCGACACCAAAAUAAAUUGCGAUGACAAGUAUUUAUACAGUUAUUCAACAUACAGUGUUGACACACCCGAGGGUCUUGAAGAUAUUGCCGUGGAGGCAUGGAAGUUUCAUUUACUAACGCACCGGUGGACUCCGCUACAGAAUGUAGAAACUCAAUUAGUAGACAAUUCUUUUGAAGCUGGUUCCAUUUUCGACGAUGGUAAGCUGAUCUUACUCUUGAGAGCAGAAACUUCACCGCAGUUUUUUUAUUUGCUGCACUGGGAUUUGAGAAUAAAUGAACUCAAUAUCCGUAAGAUAAACAGACCGCUUCCAAAGAUGGGCUUCGACCCGAAAUUUGUCUGCCACAGCUUUCAUUUUUAUGCCAUCGGGAGUCAGAGUAAAGUAUUUUUCCAGCGGACUGAUGAUGCGCCUCAUAAAUAUUUUAAUAUCUACGAUGUCUUAAAAAUGGAUUUGAUAACUAAGAAAUGGGAGUUUGUUUAUUUGUGUCCUGAAAGCGACCCCUUUGAUUGGGAGAAAGACAAUCACUACGGCGACAUAUUUGCAUUUGAUGGAAAAAAAAUUUAUGUGCUUGAUAGCGAUGAAUCGUCAGAGGAACCUUUGAUAUCUCAUAGAAUUUUCGCAUUUGACUUGGAUUUGAAGCAGUGGGAUGAACUACAAGUUAAAGGAGACUUGGGAAAUGAUACAAGAAUUCCUAGAAUGCAUGGUGGUUUCAGUAUCACGCAGUACAGAGACGACAAGGGUGAUGUCAAUAGCGAAUUUAUGAUUGUAGAAAAUACCUCAAUAUUUUCUGCAUGGGUCUCAAUUCCAAAACUCGAAGAAAUAGCUUGGGAAGCAGCCAUGUACUCAUUCAAGCCGUUUGUGUUUGAUCAACACAGAGUAACGAGAAGAGAAUUACUAAGAAAAAAAACAGAUCCUAAAAGAAUUCUGUCAUUCGACUUGGAAACCAAACAAUGGGACGAUAUGGAGGUACACAGAGACUUGGAAAGUAAGCCAGGCAUCCCUUUCGACCGGGGCGAUUAUAGUAUCAUUCAGUACAAAGAUGAAAAAGGUGACAUUAAUGUUAUCUUAACUGGCGGUGAGACUGAUAAAUUUCUAUGCAACGAUAUAUGGAGGCUUAAUCUAAGAACGUUACAAUGGACUUGCGUGAGCAAAUUCGCUGGAGUGCUACCGUAUCGUAUGAGAAAUCAUGUCGCGGCUAUCACACCUGCUGGGAAAAUGUAUUUAGUUGAUGGUUGGGUGGUUGAAAAAAGAGGCGAGCUUAUUUUAAAAUGUUGA